Messenger RNA from Closterium sp. NIES-67, 2646 nucleotides. NCBI's taxonomy places the organism in Eukaryota, Viridiplantae, Streptophyta, Zygnematophyceae, Desmidiales, Closteriaceae. The record is from the annotation of a GenBank genome assembly.
CAACUUCGGCAGCACAAUCUGUCUGUGCAAGGCGCUAGCUUCAAGAAGUUCCUCGCGCUCUCCAUCCCAUACAUUCCACCUCUGGCUGAACCACAUCACAUGUGGUUCCAUGCGCCUUCUUCUCACUGCAGCCCGUACGCGGCGCCGCGCUAACCAUGCGGCGUCGACGCGCGCCUCCCACGAACUCAAAGCCAUCCCGACCGCCUCACCACCGGCGCCUCCUCGAGUAGCUCCCGCCAUGUCCCCGCGGCUCCCCGUACUCAUCGCGACUCUGCUUCUCGCAAGCCUUCUCCAUGGCCCCGCACUAUCCGCCGCACAGACGGCGUACUCCGCCGUGGGAGUCCCCACGGCGAUAGUAGCGGGCGGCGUGUACAACCCGCUGACGGGCGACGUGUACAACCAGGCAUGGCAGAUCAACUCGCUCACGCAGCGCGAGACGGGCUACUCGGCGAACCCCGACGCGAACAACAACGCGGAGCUCACGUCGUGCGCCGUCUCCACGGACGGCAACGCCUUCACGUCGUCCGGCGACAAGUACGUCAACAUGAUUCAGUACACUACCAGCGGGCCGGUAGCGUUGCCGGCCCUGCCGCUCAACAUCAACGUCACGAGCGUCGCCCUCGGCGGGCCGUCGGAGCGGCUCCUCGUGGCGGCGGACGGGUCGGCCGCAGCCGGCGGCGCCGUGGGGAUUCGGCGCGACACGCUGCAGUCGACGGUGCUGGUCGCGCCCGGUUCACAGUGCAUGUCGGCUAGCUUCUGCUCUUCGUUCGCGCUGCUGGCGUGCCACGACACGGCCACCGACGCCAACACGCUCGUCACGAUCCCAUUCGACUCUGCCACCGGCGCGUUCCUCACCGCCGCUAAGGCCUCUUUCGCCAUUCCGUUCCCGCCGGCUCAGGCGGCUUGUUCCCCGAAGGGCGGAUUUGUGGCCGUGCUGCGGCUCGACGCGAACACCGUGUUCACAUAUAAGCUGCCUCUCGCCGACCCGCUUACCGCGCUCUCCACGUCGCAGAUGACCCCCGGCAUGCCCAGCUCCAUGGCCUUCGACGCCACUAACAGCGAGAUUCUGGUAACGAGCGCCGCGGAUUUCCCGGGCCUGCCGGGCGACGCGUACCUAGGCACGCUCGACACCGUCGGGUACACCGAAACGGGCGGCGCGGAGCCCGCGGCGCGGAUCGGCGCGUUCCAGUACACGACCGCGUCGCCGGUGGGCGGCCAGGUGGCGGUGUAUCCGAAACCGACGGUGGCUUACGUGGCGCUGCCGGAGGGGCUGUACGUGGUGCGGCUCGUGCAGGACGGCGAGCUCGACUACGGCUCCGCGUUCUUCGCCACGCUCGGCGCCGUGCAGGACGGCUGGAGCUACUUCGCCACCACCGUCUGCGCGCAGCGAUUCGUCGCCGCUCCGCCGCCCCCCAGCCCACCUCCGCCUCCCCCAAAUCCUCCUCCCAAGCCCCCGAGCCCUCCACCGAAGCCCCCUAGCCCCCCGCCCAGACCCCCGCCUCCUCCUAAGCCGCCGAGCCCGCCUCCCAAGCCUCCCAGUCCGCCCCCAAGGCCGCCCCCACCUCCCAAGCCGCCCAGCCCACCUCCCAAGCCGCCUCCUCCCCCAAAACCUCCCAGCCCGCCGCCUAAGCCGCCUCCAUCGCCGCCGAAGCCCCCUAACCCGCCGCCAAAGCCCCCCAAUCCUCCGCCAAAACCCCCCAGCCCGCCGCCGCCGAAGCCUCCACCACCGCCCCGCCCACCUCCACCGAAGCCGCCGAGCCCGCCGAAGCCUCCACCGCCUCGUCCGCCUCCUCCGAAGCCGCCGAGCCCGCCCAAGCCGCCAAGCCCGCCGCCUCCGCGACCACCGCCGCCUAAGCCGGUGACGAGCACGCUGGCGACGACGGCGUCUGUGCUGUCGGAGUGGACUGGCGGCGAUGCUGGCUUGUUCGCAACCGUCGCGAGCGACGCUGACGCCGCUGUGGCCAGGCACCCGCCUGCAAGGACCGCUCCCGGCGCGUACUACGGCGUGGCGCAGCCGCCACCACCAGAGGCGACGUCAUGCUACGUGGGCACGAACGCGCAGUGCCCGUUCCAGCUGGAUUGCCUGGACUUUGGCAUGAGGAGGGGAUGCACGUGCAUGAAUGACAUCAUUCCACAAGGACAGUGCAGAUAUGCGAGCGCGUGUCUGGACACGUCAGCGUGCCCAGUGGAGGCCACGUGCACCACCACAGUCAGGGGCCGCACCGUGUGCGCGUGCCCUCGUGGCUACCGCCCUCUGAAGCAGCGUGCAGGUGACUUCGCUUUCAGCUACUGCGCUCGGUCCACCUGCAAGAGGAGCAACGCCUUUGUUGGCUUCAGCUGUGCCAUGCACGAUCAAUCAGCCGCUGGAAUGAGCUUUUUUGGGUAGAGUGGUGUGUGAGAGGAGCAUGGGUGCGAAAAGUUGGGAAUGGGCUAUAUUCUGAUUAUUUCAUGAGGUUAUGCUGGGUGUUUUGCAAAUAAGAAACCAUGGGUUUACUUAAAGCAAGAGGUUAUAAUAGUGACCCCUCUUUCUAGUUGGGCCCAACUAGAAACGACCCUUGAGCGAAUAUUUUGCUUCGCGCCGGGCAGCAGCCCAAUUUUUUUUAGCUUGCCUUGGGCCAUGAAAUCGAAUUGCACCUGCGACGAGAA